GAUUACCUCAUUUCCAUAACAUAAUCAGAGGGCGAGGGCGUGACAGACACUUGCGAUAAGUAACGCUAUACCUCAUCCCUCACAUUGACGUCACAGCAUGUUCAUCUCACUGGGUGAUGGGAGAGUGGGUGUGUUUAACAAGGGGGACUUCAUUCAUAAAUACAAAUAGCUUUGAAAGAUCGAAUUAAAGAGAAGAUCUGAGAAUCGUCUGCGAGUGUUUUUGUCUCAUGGACCACAUGAAUUACAGUUAGGGGGGACACUCUCUCUGGCCUGGACCAUGAGCAAUGACUCUGCUGUAUGGAAAAACCUUACAGAACACUCCACGGAUGUCCCCGUGUCAUCAGGGACACAGAAUGGCUAUGUUCUCCUGCUGGUCCUCUUGUCCAUCUUUGUCGGGGGGACGUUGGUCCUACUCUCGGUUCUUCUGAUUUUGUGUCGCCGCUGUUGUGAAGGUGACAGACGCCAUGCAUGGUUCAUUCUUUGCCUCAGGGCUAGUGAUGAUGCUGAGAAAAGUAAUACCACCUAUAUUGAGGAGGCCCAGCCAGUGCAUGAGAUUACAAUUCGCGUGGAUGAGUCAGACUGCCUGUCGGCAGCCAGCUCCCACGACAUGGAGACCGAGCGUUUCCUCUCCACGGGCACCACUGGCCGCCGGGUCUCCUUCAACGAAGCGGCGCUCUUCGACCACAGCAAGAAGACGCAGGAGAAAGGUCGAAGGUACACGCUGACGGAGGGCGACUUUCAUCAUUUAAAGAACGCGCGGCUCACCCACCUCCACCUCCCUCCCCCUGCCCUGCACAUACUCACCAUCCACGAGUGUGAGUCAUCCGAGAACAGCAUCGCCAUGACAACGAGGCCCGUCGCUAAAUCCAGCCUCUCCAUUUUUCAGCCACCAGUAUGUUCACUGCCCCAAACUGCCCUGACCAGUCGAAGCCUCAGCCCCAGUUCUGCCCUUCCCGGUGAUGCUCUCAAUUCUGUUGUGGACAAGUUUUGUGAAAGUAUCACAAAAACCGGUCCUGAGCCCUCUAGCCCCUGUCUAAUGGAGGUAAGGGGAGGAGUGGUUCGGACGACAGGCAUGAUGGGUAAUGGUAGAGAGGGUACGUCUGCCUCAGUUACGGCCCUGUCAUCCCCUGGCGGGCCCCUGCAGGGACCCAUGCAACAGUUCUUCACCAAGCUCCGGCGUCACGCCAGUCUGGAAGGAGCAAGUCCUUACUUGAAGAUAAAAAAGUGGAAAUUUGACAGCAGCCAAAGAGCUUCAAGUCUAGAAAUGAGAGGCUCUCCCAAACGGAGGCACUUUCAGAGGCAGCGUGCGGCCAGCGAAAGCAUGGACCAGGAGGAUCAUGACGCCCAUCAUAUCGACCUCAUCCAGUACAUCGCUCGCACCAAGGACGUUACCUACUGCCCCACCCGGCCCAGUCCACGUCUCCUAUCCCCCCCUUCAACACCCCCACCCUCCCUCGGCAGGUUAGAGGUGGAGGUGGUGGUGGAGCCCAGUUGCAGCAGAGCAAUGGGGCCGGGGGUGAUAGGCCUCACCUCCGAACCCCCUGAUGAGAGCUUUGGGAUGGGAUGCCAUCAAGAGAGCUUAGAACCUCAGACCUUGUACCGUGAUAUCUGGACUCUUCGUGCCUCGCUCGAGCGUUAUGUCUCCUCAGACCAGAGCAGCAACAAUGACAAAGAUUCAGUCCGUAGUGAUGCAGAAAGUGUAUGUUCUCUAGGGGGUAGGACUGAGAUGGGUGGGCUUCCUAGAUACCCUUCGCAAGAUAUUGGAGAUGAGAUGGAUGCGGACCUGCCGAUAGACGAAGUGGCUGAAAAAAGACGCAAGCAGGAUAGUGUAGAUUCAGAAAAGGGAAGUGAUGGAGAAUCGGGAAACCGCAAGCUUUUGCAGAUGGACAGUGGUUAUGCGUCUAUAGAAGCCCCUUCUCGCGCUCCUGAGGAGCUGCGACUGUUCGGGAGCAGCAGUAGUAGUAAAGACGGCUCGGCUGUGGAGCGCAGGCAUUUCUUCAGUUCUGGACGCAAAGGAACCGUUUGCGAGAGCUUCGACACGGACAUCUUUGACGAGGAACUGGAGGAGGAACCCGCAGGUGCUAGCGGCGGCGUCGACGGAGUGGAAACCGAUGAGAGUGCGAUUUUGUGGUCCCCCUACGGUCAGAUGUUCACUCAGCGUGACGCUAAACCUCACCCCCCCGUCCUUUCUCGACGUGACUACAGCAUCGAUGAGAAAACGGAAGCUUUAUUUCACGAGUUCUUGCGGCACGAUCCGCAAUUCGAUCAGCAGGAGUCACCGUUGCGUUCCAAGCAUCGUUCCCGUGUACACCUGCGCAAACAGUGGCAGCGUUCCAAGCAGUACAGCGAUCCGGGUCAGCGCUUCCAAACGUCUUUCGACCGGUACCGCAUUCCACUUCGACGCGGCGAAACGGUCAACUACCCUCUAGAGACUAGCUACCACAGCACGCUUCCGCGAAUCGUCAGCGCACCCGACGAAGAGAGCAGCGAAGGUACGACCAGUACUCCGGAAACACCUAAAACAGAUCAGGACACUGCUAGUCAGGAUACAGCGACGGAUGCGAAAGAUGGCAAGACAGAAAUAUCUUCUAGCUCUGACAGUAGUGGAACCAUUAAUGAAAAGGAGGUUCUUGAAGCAUCGCAAUUGAUCACUGAAACUGCCGCGGAGCAAGCAGUGGGUCGGGAGAACUUUAGUCAAGCGUUUCCACCUCCCGAGCCACCUGAUCAAAGUAUACCCAAAACAAGCUACGGCCCACAGACAAUCACAGAAGAGCUAAGUGACAAACUAGCAGCUACCCUCGAUGAGCGACUGUACUCGGAUCUGCGCAGGACCCGGGAACAGCCCGAUUGUAGUGCCGUGACAGUGACCUACACGUCACCCGAUCACAGUCCGGUGUAGCAUGUGGCUCCAUUCAUCACACACUUCAGAAACUGUAGGUUUUGAUAGAAGUUACUUUUGGGCUCUGAUCUGGAACAGGUUGGGUCAUCCACAUGAUGUUAGUCGUGUUGUACAGAUGUAUCUUCCAUGCCCAGAGAGAGAAAAAAAUGGAGAUUAAAGCUCAUACCUCACAUUGAUAGACAAACGUCUUAAGCAAACAAAGUGUCCAUUGUCUUUGUUAUUAAAGCUCUCCAUUUAGCUACUUGUUGACUUCAAAAGCCAAUAUUUUCACUGCACUAGGUAAUCCACUGUGAAAUUGGGUGCUAUUAGAUUUAAGAUUUAUUAUAUUUCUAAGUGCAUGAAUUUUGUUUCAGUGUUGCAAUCUGAAUCUUUUGUUGCAUUCUGGAUGUCUAUUCAUGAUCCAAAUUAUAAUUAUAGUUUUAAAUCAUAAAGGAUGGUCCUCUAUUUAAUUAGCUGGGGUUUUUUUUAGAUGUGGUAAAAUCAAAUACGAUUCAUUAUUGGCAUUAGCAUUUCUAUUAUGUAGCUUUUGUCAGAUUUUGAUUAUUAUUACAUUUUAUAAAUAAAAUUCCAUAAUCCUCAGCAUAAUUGAGAUAAACUAUAAAAACUGCUUAUAUAUCCUUUAUUCCAACCUGGAGAUAGAUGGGAUUUUUUUAGUGGUAUUUGCACUGUAUGCUAGGCCACAAUCCCAAAUUAGCGAUCCAUUAUUAUGUGUCACUGUCUUAGAAAAGUUUUAUUUUAUUAUUGAAUUUGCUAAAACUGCCUCUUUGUGUGAAACUGGUAUUUUAUUAUUAUUAUUAUUAUUAUUAUAUAUUUUAAUUGUAUAAUUUGUUGUGUACUGUUGAUCAUAUAUUUGAAAAUGAGAAAUUAGAAUAUGUGGUGCCAAAGUGUAAGGAAAUGAUUAAACAUCAAAACACUGCAAGCAAAAGCUGGGGGAAAGGUUAUCUCUGUUUAUGUAAACAGAUAGGGUUCGAAUCAGGCCUUUAGAGACAUUUUUUAUGAAUGUGUGAGAAAGGCAUGCCUUUUCUUGCAUGUAUUUCACAAAAUGAUCCCUGUCCUUAUUUGCAUUGCUUUUAUGUGAAAAUUACCAUGAGGAUAAUCUCUAGAGAUGGUCUGCAUUAGCUGCCAUUGGGAAAUAAUGGACAAAAGAGACAUUUAGAGUGACUCCCACUGGCUGGCAUGGUUGUGAAUCACGCUACAACAUUCAACUCAAUACGAAUUAUCCAAUAAAACUAGAUGUCUAAAGUAUGAAUAACUUCAUCUUGAGCUCCUGUAGAAAAUAAAUAGUGUCGUGCCGCUCUCAGUUUUAGCUCACAAUACGAGUUGAAUUCUGUAUUGAUCAUUUUAGGUUUGAUGAUCUCUACGCCAGUGGUUCUCAAACUGGGGGCCCUGAGAUGGUGUUAUAGGGGGGCCCCGGUUUAAUGACAUUUUAUAAAAAACAUUAAUUUAUCAUAAAUUCUGUGUAAUUAAACGUCUGAAAAAUAAGGCUAGUAACCAACAGCAAUACUUUGUAUAAUUUAUUAUGUUUUGUUUAAUUUAAAUUUACAUUUUUGGUAUCUUUUAUGUCAUACGUAUGCUUUGGGGAGCCACAAAGGGGAGCACCAUACACAGGGGGCCCGCACGCUGAGAAUUUGAGAACCACUGUUUAAAACGAUUCAGAUUCACAACCGAUUCACAUUUAUUACUGUGAUGCCUUUACGCCCAUUGUUCCAUUGGCGACCUAUGAGGCCUCUUUAUGCAAUGAAGCAAAGCUUGUUUAGCAUCUGUCAGCAUUGUCUAUGAAUACUCGCCCACUGUAAUAAAAGAUUUGUUGGUUCAACUUAAAAAAGUAAGUUUAAAUAUGAGUUGACUAAAAAAAAUUUCAUGUUCAAAUGUUUGAAUCAACUCAAAAUUUUAAGGCACUGCAGUCAAUUUAUUUAAAUACUUUUUAUUAUUAUUUUUUUUGUUGUUGUUUAAAUUUAGCUUAAAUAAAUUGAUUGCAACCACUUACCUUAAAAAAUUUAGUAAAAUGAAUAAAUCUUUUUUUCCAGUGUGUAAAAAAUUCUUUGCUGCCUUAAAUUUUUUUGUUGAAUCUACACUGUAAAAGAAAUUCCAUAAAAAAUUCCGGCACCUGGGGCGCGGGAAAAAUAACGUAAAAUAAAGGGCACAAUAAAUAACAGAAAUUCAUAGUCAUAUCAACUUACUCACUGUAAAAAAAAUGCAGCACCAAGUUAAAACAACUUGGUUUUUCAAGCCAAUUCAACUUACCUUUUUAAGUUUUGUCUUAAAAAAGUUGACAUAAACAAUUUCAGCUUGAAUUUAUAAUUUAACUUAAUUUUUAAGUUUAAGUAACAUAAAAAUAUGUGUUGCGUUGACAAAAAUGCUGCAAAUUGUUUACAAGAGCUUACAUCUCCAGUCACGAUAAAUAAUAGUAAGUUGAAAUGACUUGUAAAUCUGAGUUGACCAAACAAAAAAUUUAAGGCAGCAAAUAAUUUUUUGCAAUAAGUUGAACCAAAUGUUUUUUUUAGCAGUGUGCCAUUUUAAAAGCAUUUGCCCUUUUAGGGCAAUUGUUUGAGCUUUUAACUAGCAUGCUAAAGGCUACAAGGACAAAGCAUUUUGAAAAAAAAGAUUGUACGGUUAAGGCUGCAACUAAAGUGCCCUAUUCAGAGAGAAAAUAUUAAAAUGAAAGACCUUCAUUAUGCAGAUAAACAAUGACUGAUGAAUUACGAAAAGAGAGAAAGGGAGCUUUGUCACACAAGCUUAUAUUGUUGAUUGAUUUUAGGCUAAAUGAAACAUCCCGACCACCUCACAUUAAUAAUACGGUGCCUUCCUGUGUGCUUAAACAUUAAGAGAGCGGGAUCUCUGCAGAGCACUUAUUUCUUAUCACCAGAGGUUAUUAAAAAACAGAAAACAAAUAAAAAGCUUUCAUUCGGUUGUGCAAUGGAAAUCCGAACACAGUCCAAAUCCGGUCAUUUGUUUUCAUUGCAGUGUUGAUGCAACACCCAACAACAAGUACAUAUGUACAAAGGAUAAAGUAGAGUUGUACUGUAUAUAAGCACAAUCGUGUCCCAUUCCAGAACUAGAAUAGUGAUGUCUUGGAUUUGGGAUUAAAAUAGCUGGGACUUUUGGGUGAUAUGUGCACAAUCAAAUAGUCUGUCUGUAGAUGGAUUACUGUGUAUAGAUUUGCAUGUGAUGACAAAUUUAGCAGAUACAAAAUUAAGCACCAAGUCAGAUAUUUUUGUGUGAACUGGAACAUAACAAGAGAUAGACUUGGUACGACGAUAUUUUACGAAGUUAUUUCAGUGGAUAAACAGAAACAUAUUAUUUCAAAAAUAUUUAUGUGCAAGGGAGAUAAAAAUCUGCUUCAUCUUUAAAUAGUUCGGUUACGAAGAAACAAACGUGUGAACGAAAAGAGCAAGAAGCGUUUACUGAAUGUUUGUUUUGUUUACCUGGAUCUCUUUAUUCUAGAUCUAUUGAGCCUUGAGGGACCAACCAUUCUAAACAUUUCUUUUCAUGUUAUGUUUUCUGACUAGUCAAUAAAGAAUGAUGCAUUAUAA
This is a messenger RNA of Misgurnus anguillicaudatus (oriental weatherfish), 6432 nucleotides long. RefSeq names its product CACN subunit beta associated regulatory protein b (gene cbarpb). Gene Ontology annotation, biological process: negative regulation of voltage-gated calcium channel activity; negative regulation of calcium ion-dependent exocytosis. The record is from RefSeq and is a predicted model, not a curated record. Gene Ontology annotation, cellular component: plasma membrane; secretory granule. Lineage: Eukaryota; Metazoa; Chordata; Actinopteri; Cypriniformes; Cobitidae. Gene Ontology annotation, molecular function: transmembrane transporter binding.